Messenger RNA from Oldenlandia corymbosa var. corymbosa, 2022 nucleotides. Lineage: Eukaryota; Viridiplantae; Streptophyta; Magnoliopsida; Gentianales; Rubiaceae. The record is from the annotation of a GenBank genome assembly.
CUUACCUAAAGGUCCACUAAUUAGUCUGUUAUAGAACCAAUUCACCAAUGGAUUAAUAUUGUAAUUGAUCAAGUCACAGUCAACAACUGGUUUCUUAUUCCCUUAGCCAGCAGAAUUGGACUCCAUCAAGAUUCCACACUCAUCAAAACGUGCCUAUAUAAACUCAAAACACCAUUAACAAACCCCUCAAUCAAAACUCACCAUAAUAAUAACUUUUGUGCACUAUUUCAAAUAUUUGCACAAAUAUACAAAAUGGAUUUCUUCUACGUUUCAAUCCUUAGUAGUCUCCUUGCAGUCUUUGUUGCAUUCCUCUUGUACAAGAACAAGUCAGGCUCUUCGGCCGGCCGCCUACCGCCGGGGAAAACCGGGUUCCCGGUGAUCGGAGAAAGCUAUGAGUUCCUCUCAACUGGAUGGAAAGGUUAUCCUGAAAAGUUCAUCUUUGACAGGAUGACCAAAUAUUCAUCCCAAGUUUUCAGGACUCAUUUAUUAGGCGAAAAAGCCGCUGUUUUCUGCGGCGCAACCGGGAACAAAUUCCUGUUUUCCAACGAAAACAAGCUUGUUCAAGCAUGGUGGCCUAAAUCAGUAGACAAAGUUUUCCCUUCAUCCAGCCAGAGUUCAUCAAAAGAAGAAGCCAUCAAGAUGAGAAAAAUGCUUCCAAAUUUCCUGAAACCCGAAGCGUUGCAGCGCUACAUCGGCGUCAUGGAUUACAUUGCCGGAAAACAUUUCUCCUCCAACUGGGAAAAUCAGGACAAAGUCGAAGUCUUCCCACUCUGCAAGAACUACACUUUCUGGAUUGCGGCCAGGUUAUUUGUCAGUGUUGAGGAUCCAGCUGAAGUUGCCAAAUUGCUUGAACCUUUCAAUGUUUUGGCAUCCGGGCUGAUUUCAGUUCCGGUGGAUUUGCCCGGAACGCCAUUUAACAAGGCAAUUAAGGCAUCAAAUCAGAUCAGGAAGCAGCUCUUGGAAAUCAUAAAACAGAGGAAAAUUGAUUUGGCUGAGGGGAAAGCAUCUCCUACUCAAGAUAUUAUGUCACACAUGUUGACAACAAGUGAUGAAGAUGGGAAUUUCAUGGAUGAAGCAAAUGUUGCUGACAAAAUUCUUGGGUUGUUGAUUGGUGGACAUGAUACUGCUAGCUCUGCAUGCACUUUCAUUGUCAAGUAUUUAGCUGAGUUGCCUGAAAUCUAUGAAGGUGUCUACAAAGAACAAAUGGAAAUUGCAAAAUCAAAAGCACCCGGUGAACUAUUGAACUGGGAAGACAUCAAGAACAUGAAGUAUUCAUGGAACGUAGCUUGCGAAGUGCUAAGACUUGCACCACCACUUCAAGGAGCAUUUAGGGAAGCCCUUAACGACUUCAUCUUCAAUGGAUUUUCCAUCCCUAAAGGAUGGAAAAUUUAUUGGAGCGCGAAUUCGACGCACAGGAACCCGGAAUGUUUCCCGGAGCCCUUGAAAUUUGACCCGUCGAGGUUUGAAGGGUCGGGUCCUGCCCCGUAUACGUUUGUUCCGUUUGGAGGCGGGCCCCGAAUGUGCCCCGGAAAAGAGUACGCCCGGUUGGAGAUUCUGGUGUUCAUGCAUCAUUUGGUGAAGAGGUUCAAGUGGGAAAAAAUUAUUGCUGAUGAGAAAAUUGUUGUUGAUCCAAUGCCAAUCCCAGCUAAGGGUCUUCCAGUUCGUCUCUUUGCACACAAAUAAGAAGAAGAAGAAGAAGAAGAAUUUGUUAAAGAGAUUAUUAUUUCUGGCUUCCCACAAUAAUUAAUUUAAUUAUAUGCCUUUUGAUUUGAUUGAAGUUUUGUUGUUGGAGUUUUUAUUUUACUGCAAAUUUAAUAUUCUUAACUUCCCAGUGUAUAUACACAAUUAGUUAUUGCGUCAAAGUUCGAAGAUGAAAUGUACUUUUUUUAUCCACAGCCGUUGAAAUAUUUUUGGUGCACUAUUAAGUAUUAAGUACAUGUUUGCUACGUGUUUGAGAAAGCUAAAAUCAUCACACUUUUUAAUUACUACUAUCUUUUCCCUUCGUACUAAAGGUCUAACCAA